Molecule: messenger RNA, 1309 nt
Organism: Dreissena polymorpha
Lineage: Eukaryota; Metazoa; Mollusca; Bivalvia; Myida; Dreissenidae
Exons: 4
Coding region: 348-1136 (262 amino acids)
Molecular function (GO): protein binding
Source: RefSeq, a predicted model, not a curated record
AACUGCAUUCGAUCUCACCCAACCGUCAUAAAUUCAGAUUAAAAAGAUGGUUCAGUUAUAAAGUGUUCAGUUGUAAAGGUAGUCGAUACGCCAUAAAUGAAAAGGCAAAUAAGGUCGGCAUGCAAAGCACGAUAUAUAUUUGGGAUUACGUUAAAGUACUUCAUGUUGAAUUAGUUCGUGUGUUCAUGUAAACAAAAAUGUGCCCGUCCUAGCAACCGUGUCGAUGUAGAUUCGGUUAUGUGAUAGUAAAAGUAACAAAUACAUAAAUUAAGUUUAAUUAAAUUAUGCGGACGUGGAGUUUUUAAACCGCCUUAAAAAAUAAAAGAAGAAUAAAAGGCUAGCAAAGGAUGUCUGAAGCAGCCCCCGUGUCGCCCAGGAAAGGCAGCGUCCCCGCGUCCCUCGCUGGGGCCGAGCCCAAACGAAAGUCAAAAGGAAAAUCAAAGGGCCCAAAGUCGUCAAAGGUCGAGAACCUGCCUUUCAUGGAAGCAGACGAGUUCAGCGAUGUAACAAUUAUUAUAGAUGACAAGCGACUCUACUUCAACAAGUGCCUGAUAUGUUACAAUUCCCCGGUGCUCAGGAAACAGUUAACGGCGGAUGAUGGAGGAAGUUCCGGAAAGGGCGCCAAGUCUACCGGCAGCAAGCCAUCCAAGGACCUAGACAUGUCCGACAAGCGUUUUGAUGACGUGUGCGAGCUUCUAGCGUUCAUGGACCCCAGGGUGGAGACAGCUCUCUCAGAUCAAGACUGCUUCCGUCUUCUACCACUUGCCGAAGAGUUCGACAUGAAACCGCUGAUGAAGUCGUGCGAGGUCACGUUGACCAACUCAUUCGCGGGCAUGCGUAAAGGUCGCAAACCUGGCUCCGUCGCCACUGACGUCACAAUCGCGAAUCUCGCCAUUGCCGACAAAUACCACUUCCCCGUUCUGCAGGAAAUGUGUAUGGAGGAACUGGUCGCCAAUGACAACCCGUUCAGCGGAAAGGUCAUCGCUGAUAACGUUGACCUCUCGGAGCACGUUAAGCGACAGGUGCUCGAACGAAAGCUGGAGAAAGUGAACAUGGCGCUUGCGCGCGAGAGGAGAAUUAACACCGAACGAGAGCAACCACGUGAUUCCAAGGGCGGCAAAAUAUGGAAGAAAUAAAACAAUUGACAUUUAAUAGAAACACAGUAAUUAAAUCACAUAAUUAUAAUGUGGAACUGCAAGCAUUGUCUAUUUUAAUAUAUUUGCAACAUUUUUUUGUAGUAUAUGUAUAAAGCAAUUAUUUAUUGUACCAAAAUAUGCACUGUUAUUAAAAUAAAUCAUUUAACAUGAGA